AUGGAUUGCUGUAGUCCAAGUGAGUCCAAGGUUCCAACUCCAUCCGAACCAACCCUUACAGAGAUGCUUCCUCAACGUCAACCACGCUUUUGCCCUGGCUGCAGCAUUUCACACGAAGAAAAAGGGCGGCUUCUUCGCCCGGCGCGGGGGAGAUUUUCAACGUCGCCCGCGCCGAUGGACGUGCCGUGGCAAGGGCACGUGGCCUGGGUGGCGGAGCAUUUUGUGGCGCUGGGGCGGCUUCAGGUGAUCUACCUGCUCGAGAGGCUGCCGCUGAUGGCUGAUGGCCACGGCAACAUGACGCUGCAGCAGGCCACGAUGGCGGUGCUGGUUCUGGGCGGCGGAGCAUUGCUGUGGCUCUCCCUGCGGGCUGCCUGGAUCUUCACGGAGGCCUUGGCCUUUCUGCUGGCCAGCGCGGUCAUCUUGGUGCUCCAGCUGCUGCAGAUGGCGCUGCCCUACCUGCUGGUACUGGCGCUGGUGCUCUACCUGAGCCGAUUGCUGCAUAGCCCCUCGCUGCAGAAGGAGUGGCUCGACUUCCUUUGGUCGAGGCAACUCACGGCGGCGUCAGUCGACUGCCCCAUUUGUGCGGAGAGUUUGGAGGACAACGCCUGGCAAAUGGCAAGUCUUCCCUGCUGUGCCCGGAAGCUGUGCUGGUCUUGCCUCCGCCGCCAUGCGGAAAGCGUCAUCGAUGACGCCCGGCCAGAGAUGAACUGUCCCCUCCUCUGCAAGGCGCCGGUGCCGGACGUCAUGGUGCUCUGCGCCUUCCGGCGGCAUCAGUGGUCCUGGCAGGGCCUGGACCUGCUGGGCGGCCGCGGGCGCAGGAAGCUGCGCGCCUACGAGCGCUGGAGCUUGACCAGUGGUCUGGCGGCCAGCUGCGCGGCACGCAUGGAGGACGUGGUGCACUGCCCGGGCAGCGACUGCAGCCAUAUGUGGCUUCUGCCCAGAGACUUGCGCCGUGCCAAGGCCUCGCAGGAGCCGGGCAGCCGUUGGGACCCCCGCAGCUGGCCCUUGGCUCGGCACAUGGGCUUCUACACUGCGCCGCUGGUGGGGGCCAGGGGACAGGAUAGCCGCUGCGUGCACUGCCCGCGGUGCCAGCUGGAGUACUGCCUCCUGUGCAGCCAGCUAUGGGAGCAGCUGGGAUCCUGCCACAAAGGGAAGAGCUGCCUGGAAUUCGAUGCUGCGCUGCCCCAGACGCAGCGAUGCAAAGAGCGGCGCUGGGCAGGAGCAAAGCCCUGCCCGGGCUGCGGGGUGCGGACGCUCCGGUCCAUGGGCUGCAACCACAUGACCUGCACCCAGUGCGCCAUGCACUGGUGCUGGGUGUGUGCCCGUCCAUGGCAGCCCUGGCACUACGGGUGCACACAGACUCAGCCCACGGGCGACUGCGCCCUGAUGUGA
Effrenium voratum is the source of this 1392-nucleotide messenger RNA. The record is from the annotation of a GenBank genome assembly. NCBI's taxonomy places the organism in Eukaryota, Dinophyceae, Suessiales, Symbiodiniaceae.